Megalopta genalis is the source of this 718-nucleotide messenger RNA. RefSeq lists its product as uncharacterized. The record is from RefSeq and is a predicted model, not a curated record. Gene Ontology annotation, cellular component: membrane. NCBI's taxonomy places the organism in Eukaryota, Metazoa, Arthropoda, Insecta, Hymenoptera, Halictidae.
AUGGUGAACUGUUCGGCCAGCCAGUCCGCGUCGAACAUGCUUCGACGUAUGAUCAUUGUUCUGCCGCUGUGCGGUCUUCUGGCGAUUUGCAGCUGCACUGUCGUCCAUCGGGACGUUUACACUGUCGCGUCGGUGUCGUCUAACUGCGGUGCAGAUGGCAAUUCUACUGCGUGCGCGACCGAAACGGGGAAAAUCGUGACUGGAUCCGGCCGAAACAUGCUUAGAGUGUCCAGGAACCUUCAGGAUCCUGGGAGUGAUGAUAAUGAGGUUGAAGAGGAAAGUGGACGGAAGAAGAAGGGCAGAGGUUACUGGAAGUUGUUGCUAUACUUUCUGGGAGCAGGAAAGGUCACGAUGCUUUACGUAGUUCUGAACGCAGUCGCUGCGAUCGCUGCCAAGGCUCUGGUCGUUGCCAAAGUGGCGUUGGCGAUCGCCACUGCCAUCGCAUUGAAAAAAUCCAGCGAACACAAGGAGAAAGUGUCAUACGAGAUCAUCAAGCAUCCUUAUCACAGCUACGAGCAGACUCACAGCUCCAGCAUCGAUUUCGAUAAUCACGGAUACGGGGAGGGCGAUUUCGGCUACCGGAAGCGACGAAAAGUCCUCCAAUAACGAUCAUGGAUGUUCCACGAAACGACCUCGACGACAUCAUCUAAUAAUAUCUUUUAUAAGUAGUACAAACAUACGAACGAAAUGUCGCAAUCAUUAAAAGUUUCGAACCUUG